This is a messenger RNA of Jaculus jaculus (lesser Egyptian jerboa), 4308 nucleotides long. RefSeq names its product leucine zipper tumor suppressor family member 3 (gene Lzts3). Gene Ontology annotation, biological process: regulation of dendritic spine morphogenesis. The transcript is spliced from 7 exons. Gene Ontology annotation, cellular component: dendritic spine. Lineage: Eukaryota; Metazoa; Chordata; Mammalia; Rodentia; Dipodidae. The coding region runs from base 474 to 2474 and encodes 666 amino acids. The record is from RefSeq and is a predicted model, not a curated record.
GCUUCGGGCAGCGCCGGCGAGCCCGCGGCCAGCCGGCGUCGGAGUGGGACCCUGCGCCGCUCCGCGAGGCAGAGAGUGAGGUCCAGAUUUUCCUGCUCCCGCACUGUCUCCCAGACUUCUGGGGCUUUGCUACCCUAGCUGGAUGUUGAAGCCACCUACACCACCCUUGGAUGUUGACAAUCCCAGUUUCUCCACCCACUAAGAGGUGUUCCUAGGUGCUGACUUACGACAAAAGAACCAGGAAGCAAGUGGGGCCUCUCUGAGCACAGAGAGCAGAAAACUAGUUCAUGAUGGCUCUGACAGCCUGUCCAGAGCCACCCAGCUGGUUCGAGCUGAACCCCAACUGUGACUGUGAGAGUGAGCUGCUUGGCCCCUGCAGACCUGGCCUCAGAGGAUCCCUGGCUUGAAGACCCGUCGGUCCCCCCACCCUCUUGGAAAGGCAAGGAGAGCUGAUAUGCCCUCCUGGCUUAGUCAUGGCGAAGCUGGAGACGCUACCUGUGCGUGCUGACCCAGGAAGGGAUCCCCUCCUGGCCUUUGCCCCACGGCCUUCUGAGCUUGGGCCUCCAGACCCCCGCCUGGCCAUGGGCAGUGGGGUGGCCCAUGCUCAGGAGUUCCCUAUGAAGAGCGUGGGCACCCGCACAGGGGGUGGGAGCAGCCAGGGAAGUUUUCCUGGUUCCCGAGGCAGUGGUAGUGGGGCCAGCAGGGAGAGGCCUGGCCGCUACCCCUCAGAGGACAAGGUUCUUGCCAACUCCCUCUACCUCAAUGGUGAACUGCGGAGCAGCGACCACACAGAUGUCUGUGGCAAUGUGGUGGUUAGCAGUGGUGGCAGCAGCAGCAGUGGGGGCAGUGACAAGGCUCCACCACAAUAUCGGGAGCCCAGCCACCCACCCAAGCUCCUGGCCACCUCUGGCAAGCUAGAUCAGUGCUCGGAACCACUAGUUCGGCCAUCAGCCUUCAAGCCUGUUGUACCUAAGAACUUCCAUUCCAUGCAGAACUUGUGUCCUCCACAGACCAAUGGGACCCCUGAGGGGCGACAGGGCCCUGCUGGCCUCAAGGGUGGACUGGACAAAUCUCGGACCAUGACACCAGCGGGUGGGAGUGGGGGUGGCCUCUCAGACUCAGGCCGGAACUCACUCACAAGCCUGCCCACCUAUAGCUCCAGUUACAGCCAGCACCUGGCACCCCUUAGUGCUUCCACUAGCCAUAUCAACCGCAUUGGCACCGCCAGCUAUGGCAGUGGCAGCAGCGGUGGGGGGUCAGGCUACCAGGAUCUAGGGACCUCUGACAGUGGGCGUGCUUCCAGUAAGAGCGGGUCAUCAUCAUCCAUGGGGCGGUCCGGCCACCUGGGAUCUGGGGAGGGAGGAAGUGGGGGUCUGCCAUUUGCAGCCUGCUCACCACCUUCACCUAGUACACUGAUCCAGGAGCUGGGGGAGCGGCUAUGGGAGAAGGAGCAGGAGGUGGCGGCUUUGCGGAGAAGCCUGGAGCAGAGCGAGGCGGCGGUGGCCCAGGUGCUGGAGGAGCGGCAGAAGGCCUGGGAGCGCGAGCUAGCUGAGCUUCGGCAGGGCUGCAGCGGGAAGCUGCAGCAGGUGGCCCGCCGUGCCCAGCGUGCCCAGCAGGGACUACAGCUGCAGGUGCUGCGACUGCAGCAAGACAAGAAGCAACUGCAGGAGGAGGCAGCCCGGCUGAUGCAGCAGCGGGAAGAAUUAGAGGACAAGGUGGCCGCCUGCCAGAAGGAGCAGGCCGACUUCCUGCCCCGCAUGGAGGAAACCAAGUGGGAGGUGUGCCAGAAGGCCGGUGAGAUUUCCCUCCUGAAGCAGCAGCUGAAGGACUCGCAGGCCGACGUGUCGCAGAAGCUGAGUGAGAUCGUGGGGCUGCGCUCACAGCUGCGGGAAGGGCGGGCCUCGCUCCGGGAGAAGGAGGAGCAGCUGCUCAGCUUGAGGGACUCCUUCGGCAGCAAGCAGGCCAGCCUGGAGCUGAGUGAGGGCGAGCUGCCCACUGCUUGCCUCAAGCCUGUGCUGACCCCUGUGGACUUGGCUGAGCCCCAGGAGCUAGCCACCUGUGAGAGUGAUGAGGCCAAGAUGCGCCGUCAGGCCGGGGUGGCAGCUGCCGCCUCCCUGGUUUCUGUGGAUGCGGAUGUGGAUGCUGGGGGAGAGAGUGGGACACGAGCCCUGCGUCGGGAGGUGGGGCGGCUGCAGGCUGAGCUGGCCGCUGAGCGGCGGGCAAGGGAGCGCCAAGGUGCCAGCUUUGCAGAGGAGCGUCGUGUGUGGCUAGAGGAGAAGGAGAAGGUCAUUGAGUACCAGAAGCAGCUGCAGCUGAGUUAUGUAGAGAUGUACCAGCGCAACCAGCAGCUGGAGCGGCGACUGCGGGAGCGUGGGGUGGCUGGGGGUGCCAGCACACCUACCCCCCAGCAUGGUGAGGAGAAGAAGGCCUGGACCCCCUCCCGCCUUGAGCGCAUUGAAUCCACAGAAAUCUGACCUUCCACCUGGGUACACACCCUUCUGACAAAUGCCCUGUCUGAAGGUCCAAGUCCUCAGUAUUCCUUUCUGUCCAUUUCCCCUCUCCAUGUGCCACAUAUCCCCAGACCAAAGAGGUUCUCAAAGCAGCUGUGACCAGGCUCGCCCCACACCUCAUGUCCUACCAGCUCCAGCACUGCCCUUAUGGGUAGACGCCAGUCCUUCCUGCCAAGGAGAAAGCAAGGGGGAAGGUAGAAUGCAUGAUGCGUUGGGGAGAUGAGGGCCUAGGCAGUAGGGAACAUCCCCUUUCUGGGAAGCCUCUUGUUGGAGAUGGAGGCAGCAGACUUGUAGCGCCAGGAGGUGCCCCAGCCCUGCCUCUUCGGGGCUUUAGGUUGCUGUUGUCGACUCCCUGUGUCUGUUGCUGCUGUCAGCUCUCCUAGGUCACACAGCCUGGUGGGGUCUGUAUGGAUCUAGGGAUCCUGUCAGACCCUGGGUUCCUUGUCUCUCUCCUUCAUUUGGUGUCCUUCCUCCCCAGGCAGAUUGGCAGGACAAGUGGGUGCAGAUAGCUUGUCUGUAAGGUUGAGGGGGUUACCUGCCUAACCCCUUCCCAGCCAGAUGUCUUGGGCUCAGGCCUCAGAGCCUGGUUUUGUUCUGAGCAAGUGUCCCUCUGUGUGGUUGAGGAAGGGGAGAGCUGAGGCUGGAAGCUCAGCACCAAGGGGACAUCUGCCUUCCUAUUGUUGGGACGGGUCACCUAGAAGCUUCUCAGCUGCACUCUCACCCUUAUAGCCAGAAUUCUACAGGGCAACAGCCCCCACUGCUUGGCUGACCCCAAAACCAAGGUCAUUGUUCAGCUCUUAACUCCAGCUAUUAAGUGCUAUUGUCUCUCAGGCACUCAUUUUGUCCAGUUUCUGAGGUCAGAUGAGUGUCUUCCCAUGCUUUCCCUCAGUCUUCUCCCCAGCUUCAUGCUCACACCAUCUUCCCAAGCUGCCUUUUUCUCAAAGUUUCAUCUUUUCUUCUAUUAAAAGUUCUGCUUGAUCUCUGCCCACUUCCCAGCUCCACUGGCCCAAGUCUGAGCCUGAGGCCCUUGUUUUUCCAGGCCAGGGAGAGUUGGCUGUGAUCUCCUUGAAGAACAAGGCUGCUCUGUGAUGACCACUGACCCUUUGGUUGCUUGCCACGCUUGGCUCAGUGUUUGCCCAGGGAGACUUGGUGUGACCAUCAGUAUUGGUUGGGACAGUUAAUACUCUUCCUUCACUGGGGUCACUAUCAGAGUCUAUCUCCCUAAAAUAGGAAGGGAAACUUUAAUUUUCCUUCUCAGAAAGUAAAUUUCAAUUCACCAGCAAUAACAAUCAGAGGAGGUUUGGCCCUCAGUCAUUGUGUUUCUCUUUUGCUCUCUUCCACACCCAAGAUUGAAUUUUGGGCAGAAUGGAGAGAGCUUGCAACUACUGUGAGCAAGUCCCUAUAUACCUACCAGCCUCCUCCCUUGACUGGUGACUGUUUAAUGAGCUGUGCAUCCCCUACAAAACCAGGAGUGCCCUUUCAUGGCCUCCAGCCCUCUGCACAGCCCCACUUGGGUAGUCCUCACCAGGUUUCUGAGCUGGGUGAGAGGCCACCCUGGUAACCACUGCCCAUCCACUAACCCCUCACUGCAUCUGCCCCAGAACCUGGGCCUGGGCCACAGGGACUGGGAGAAGGCAUUAGUAGAAAGAGAAAAUAUAUGAACAGACUCAGCUUUGAGAUGUCCAAUCACAAAAUAAAUUAUAUAUAAAUAUAUAUGUAUAUAUAUAUAUCUACCAUAUGUGAUGGAAAGACUUCAUUUUCUUUUCUCAAAGAAAUAAAAUGAAGAAGGCCUCUUGGA